Molecule: messenger RNA, 1567 nt
Organism: Aplysia californica (California sea hare)
Lineage: Eukaryota; Metazoa; Mollusca; Gastropoda; Aplysiida; Aplysiidae
Product: protein Flattop homolog
Exons: 5
Coding region: 106-939 (277 amino acids)
Biological process (GO): cilium organization
Cellular component (GO): ciliary basal body
Source: RefSeq, a predicted model, not a curated record
CAUAGCAACCGGUAAAUCAUUGGAUAGCAACAGGCAGGUUCUGGAGAACGUUUGCUUGGUGUCUUGUUUUGGAUAGGCUGCGAGUGACGGCAACAAAUUAACACAAUGAGUAUCAAUUUUCACGCUAAUCAAUAUGAACAAGCGUUCACCCCUCACCGUUUACAAAAUUGGGAGGUACCCAAAAACGAAGAAGGAAAGUAUCCACAAAGCCAAACUGGUUUUACGAGGGUCAAGGCCAACGACAGAGGGCAUCUGCUUCCCAAUGUCCCGAGAGAGAGAACCUCACCUUGGGGGGCGUAUGUAGGGACGUGGGACAUGCCGACUAAGAUUCCAGGAAACAGAGUGUUGAACCCAACUGCCAGGUCAGAGGGCGCCGUCCUGAAGGGUCAGUCCAUGAAAGAAAAGGGAGAUGUGGUCAUCAGUGGAGCCUUGAAGAGAUGCCAUACUGUUGACCCACUUCCGGUGAAGAUGGAUGCCCCUGAUGACCAGAUUCCAGCAGGCAUGAUCUGCGAGCCAGUUGGAGGCAUGGGUGGUCAACCGUCGACACAGAUGCCCUGCCCUCAGAUUGAGAGUACCUACUAUGCCUCUAAUCAGCCACGCGCCAUGUCCCGCAAGGCGAGCGCCGAGGGCCUCAACUGGCCCACCGCCAAGAGCCCCGCAUGCAAGUCCCCCGUGGGCCAUGCCCAGUCUCCUAAACCCGUGACCCCGAUGGCCGUGGCCGACAUCAAUGUGCAGGAGGACGCCCGCAAGUUGGUCUCGCCGUUGGCCCAGAACAAUAACAACGCCGUGACUGGUGGCCUCAAGACUCCUGAUGCCGACCUGCAGAACCGUGCCGAGAAGCCGCCAACCCCUCAGAACAGGAUAACGGGGAUGAAAAGCCCACAGAACAUUCCGGUGGAUGGUUCGAACCCCCAGGCAGAAGCAGCCCUCAUCUCGUAAUCUUGCUUGUGCAACAUUUAAGUUCAGGGCUCUCUUUUACCUUUACUUUACCCCUCUCCUAUCUAACAAUCUGUCUUGUCUGUCCUUUAGUAUUAAAUUGCAGAGGGCACAGAACCUUUAGAUAACAGCACCACAAAACUUUUACUGUUAAAAAAACUGUAAUUUUCAUUUUUUACAGUUUUUAGCUGUCCAGGUCUGGAUGCCAUGGGACAUUACAAAGGUUAUUUAUGGUAUCAUUUGACAAUAUCAGUUCAGUAAAACUAAAAGCGGAGUGGGGCUCGAUUAGUUUUACUUAGUAAGAUAAAGUUAUAUGCUUUAACUUUUAAGUUCAAUACGGAAAUACAUUUUGUAUAUAUAUAUAUGUUAUAUCUAUUGCAGAACAUGUGACUUUCAAGAAGAUUUCUUAGAUGCUUGGAGAGGUACAUUUAUAUGAAUGUAUGCAUUUCAAAAAUUGUGAAACCAUUCCAUAAAAGCCUUAGUGUUUUUUGCUAAAUUCUUCCUGUCCACAUUGUACACUGCAAUAGUACAAUGUAUUUGUAAAUAUAAUGGCUAUACCCUAAUAAAUGUUGAGCACAGGAUUGGCACGGUUGUGACAUGUGUAGUGUUGUGCUGUUCACUAAACUUUCUA